AUGUCAAAAUCCUGGACGGCAACCUUGAGGCUACCCAAGUCCACAUUCCCGCCGAGACCGCUACCCCAGCUUCGGGACCAGUACAUAAAACGAUCCGCCGACGAGUUAUACGAAUGGCAGAAAGCCAACAGGCCAUCCGAUGACACUUUCGUGCUGCAUGAUGGCCCGCCAUACGCCAAUGGCAGCCUGCACGUUGGCCAUGCCUUGAACAAGGUCCUCAAGGACAUGAUCCUGCGCGUCAAAGUCCAGCAGGGCCGCCGCGUCGAUUACGUGCCGGGAUGGGACUGCCACGGCCUGCCCAUCGAGCUCAAAGCCCUGGAGAGCAGCUCCGCAGAUUAUAAGAGGCUUACGCCCAUCGAGAUCCGCAAGUCGGCCCGCAAUCUAGCUUCGAACACGGUGCUCAAGCAGAUGAAGAGCUUCAGGUCCUACGGCGUCAUGGGCGAUUGGGAACGGAGGUGGACGACUAUGGACGCUGCUUUUGAGCUGAGACAGCUGCGUCUUUUCCAAAAGAUGGCGAAGAAGGGUUUGAUCUACCGGAGAUAUAAACCCGUGUACUGGUCUCCAUCGUCGAAAACGGCCUUGGCUGAGGCCGAACUGGAAUACAAGGAUGACCAUAUCUCUAAAGCAGCCUGGGUCAGGUUUCCCAUUAACGAGACAUGGCAGGGUGUUGAGGGGCUUCGAGAGGCAAAGGAGCACCUCUCUGGCAAGCUUUACGCCCUUAUUUGGACAACCACACCCUGGACCCUGCCAGCAAACCAGGCCAUUGCAGUGCACGACGAUAUGACAUACUCUAUUCUUACAAACGGCUCUGAUGGUUACAUUGUUGCAGAUAGUCGCGUCGAGAUGGUUCAGGGUCUAUUGUCGGAUCGCAAACUUUCAGUAGCAUGUAGUGGCAUUUCUGGCAGCACCAUAGAGGGCCUCGAGUACCGCCACGUUUUGAAGGGCGACGUAGCGCCGCUGCAGCCUAUCAUUCAUGCGGACUUUGUCUCUGCGGACUCGGGUUCCGGUAUGGUACAUCUAGCACCGGGACACGGCUUCGACGAUUACGAAGUGUGUCGGUUAUUGGAACUGCCUGUUACCGCACCUAUCGACGAUGAAGGCAAAUUUACUGCGGAAGCACUUCCUGGUAGCUCAGUUCUCAUGUCAGCGCCAUCCAUCAUUGAAGGUGGUGGUCAAUCUAUCGUCGACCUGCUUGGCGAGGAUAUACUGCAUGUUGAGGAGUACAAACACAAAUAUCCCUAUGAUUGGCGGACCAAAAAACCCGUCGUCAUCAGGGCGACCGAGCAGUGGUUCGCAGAUGUAUCCCAUAUAAGAGAUGAUGCUCUCACGGCUCUGGAAGCAGUGCGCUUCACUCCAGAAUCAGGCAAGAAGCGCCUGGAAAGCUUCGUCAAAGGGAGAAGUGAAUGGUGCAUCUCGAGGCAACGUGCUUGGGGCGUUCCUAUCCCUGCCUUGUACGAUAAGAAUGGUGCCGCGAUUGUCACGGAAGAGACAGUCGAGCAUAUACUUUCCGUCAUGCGGGAGAGAGGCACCAGUGCGUGGUGGUCAGAUGCUCCGGACGAUGCCGCCUGGAUUCCUGCUGGACUUGAGGGCGAAUACCGUCGUGGCACCGAUACUAUGGAUGUCUGGUUUGACAGUGGCAGCAGCUGGAGCAUGAUGUCUGGCCAAGCAGACGUCUACCUCGAGGGCUCUGACCAACACAGAGGCUGGUUUCAAUCUAGCUUGUUGACUCGGAUCGCGGCUGGAGUCGAAGACUGCAUGAAGGGAGCUCCGUUCAAACAACUGAUUACACAUGGUUUCACUCUGGACCAGGAGGGCAAGAAGAUGUCAAAAUCACUGGGCAACAUCAUGGAGCCACAUCAAGUCAUGGAUGGGUCUUUGUUACCUCCCAUGAAGCGCAAGGGCAAAGCCGCCAAGGGACCACCAUCUUUCGAUGCUUUAGGUCCGGACGCUCUGCGGCUGUGGGUUGCUAGUAGCGAUUAUACGAGGGAUGUUGCCAUCGGUGUCACGGUUCUGCAAGCCAUCCACACGGCAUUGAUCAAAUAUCGUACCAUUGCGAAGAUGUUACUGGGUUCCAUGCACCAAUCAGCUCGUACGGCUCCCUUGACUACCACUGAUCACAUUGCUCUUAUUCAACUGCAAAACACUAUGGAGGAAGUUGGGAAAGCAUUCGACAAUCACGAGUUCUACAAGGGCUUCAAUGCCUUGAACCGGUGGAUUACAAACGACCUUUCAGCUUUCUAUGUGGAGGCUUCCAAGGAUCGGCUGUACUGUGGUGAUGGUGGCGGCGUCUUGGAACCUAUCUUUGAUGGGUUCAUGAGAAUGCUUGCGCCAAUGACUCCAUCGCUCGUAGAGGAAGCUUGGGAUCAUCGGCCCGAGUGGAUGAAAGAGGAUGCCUCCAUCAUCCAUCCACUUCGUCAACUAUACAGCGAUCCCACCAUCGAUCCUAGCCGUAUUACCAUGGACCUUGACGUCCUUCGCCGUGAUAUUCCAUGGCUGAUGGAUGUUCAUGGCGCCAUCAAGUCGGGCUUAGAAAAGGCACGAAACGACAAGGCGCUUGGAUCUUCGCUGCAGAGCUCCGUGAUUGUGACGACCUCCCACACCGCUCUUACCGAGGUCCUUACGAGGCAUGCUCAUGAACUAGACGCUAUGUUUGUCGUCUCAUCCAUAGAGCUCAAUGCGCCGUUGCCCACGUCUCCCGAGUGGUCGUACACUCUGGACUUCGAGCUCGGCACUAUUACGAUCCUACCGCCGAAGGAAGCCAAGUGUCCUCGCUGCUGGCGCUACGUCGCACCUGCUGAAGACGUGCUGUGCGGGCGCUGCGAGGAUGCCGUCGAUGAUUUGUAA
This is a messenger RNA of Neoarthrinium moseri, 2844 nucleotides long. RefSeq lists its product as uncharacterized. Lineage: Eukaryota; Fungi; Ascomycota; Sordariomycetes; Amphisphaeriales; Apiosporaceae. The record is from RefSeq and is a predicted model, not a curated record. Bases 1 to 2844 code for a protein of 947 amino acids. Gene Ontology annotation, biological process: isoleucyl-tRNA aminoacylation. Gene Ontology annotation, cellular component: cytosol. Gene Ontology annotation, molecular function: ATP binding; isoleucine-tRNA ligase activity; aminoacyl-tRNA deacylase activity. The transcript is spliced from 3 exons.